CCUGAAGGGCAGGUCUGUAAAGGUGCUGAGCUCUGGUGCACCUCUCUCUGCCGCGCGUCCCCGGUCCCAACACUGUCUACUUCCCUACUCUUCGUAUGGUGGAUAUCUCCAGGCAGCGGGACUUUUGCACUGUCAUGUAAGUAGCCAAAGUGGUUUUGAAUAUUCGCGGCUUGAAUUUUUCAGUGAACUCAGGAUUUUUUGUGUGUCUGUGUUUUUCGCCUGUAAAGGUAAAAUUCUAUGCCAUGAUUUGUGGACGUUAAUAAGAAAUGUUGGGGGACAAAGCAGGUUAGCUUGGAAAAUGAAAGAUACUGCAUCAUGGGGGGAGAUGCUGAAGACAGAUUUGACCAGAAUUUACUCAGAUGUGUAACCCUUCUCUCUCUCUGUUGGGACCUUUACUUGGCAGCAAAAACUUGCAUUUGAUUUCUGAGAAGGUGGUUUACGAGGACUGUGGAAAAUAAACCAAAAAUGCUAAAGAAUCAGGCCUGGAAUAAAAUUGUAUUAAUUAUAAUUAAAAUGAUAAACGUAAAUAGUUUUUCCUCCCCUAACCAAAUUAUAUCAAAAUAAUACAAAUAGGAAAUGCACUUACAAUUUGCAUAUGAUUUUUGUACAGGAAUGUUUAUUGUUUUGAAAAUGUAAGACAUUCUCAUUUAUAAAAUUAAUAACGAAUACAAAAAUAUUUAUAUUUGGGUAAACAGCUUAUUUCCUUUUUUGAAACACAGUUUGAAGGUCCAGAAGAAGGUGCCACCAUUAUAGUAUGAAGUGAUAGCUGAGUUUCUUUCAGAGCUCCAUUCCGUGUGUUUAAUCGUCAUGGAUUCGUCGUUACAGGUCAGCAUGAACACGCAGGAGCUAAGGCGCCCCACAGAUGACGGCCCGGAGGAGGACACCAGCGCUGACGAGGAAGACGAAGAGCCCAAGGUGUGUCAUGUGUGUGGCGACCAGGCUACAGGAUACCACUUCAACGCUUUGACAUGUGAAGGCUGCAAGGGCUUCUUCAGGAGAGCCAUGAAGAGGCCGGCCAGCUUUAGCUGCCCCUUCCGGGGAAACUGUGUUAUCACCAAGAGCAACCGGCGGCAGUGCCAGGCGUGCCGGCUGAAGAAGUGCCAGAGCAUCGGCAUGCUGAAGGAGCUGAUCAUGUCUGACGAGGAGCUGGAGCAGCGACGCCACAUACUGAAGCAGAAGCGAAAACGGGCCGAGCCACUGGUGCUGAGUCCCCAGCAGGAGGGGGCCGUUCAGGAGCUGCUGCAGGCACAGAGGAGCACCUUCGACGUGUCGUUCGUCGAUUUUAAGAAGUUCAGGCCCAUCGACCGUAACCUGGCCCCGAUGCACGAGUACGGCCAAAUGCUCCUGGAUCCCAGCCCAGCCUUCUCAUCUCCCCAAGAAGAGGCCCUAUUCCAGUUCUCCUCUCCCUCAAACUGCGACGAGAGGCCAGACGCAACAGAUGCGAGCAGCAGAGUCUUCAUCACGCUGCCUCACAUCGCUGACCUCACAACCUACAUGAUCCAGCAAAUCAUUAGCUUUGCCAAGCUCAUCUCAUAUUUCAGGGAGCUUUCCAUGGAGGACCAGAUCUCGCUGCUGAAAGGUGCCAUGUUUGAGGUGUGCCAGAUCCGAUUCAACAUGCUGUUCAACGAUGAGACGGGCGUCUGGGAGUGCGGGGCCCUGUCCUACUGCAUGGAUGACGCUGCCCGCGCGGGUUUCCAGCGCCACCUGCUGGACCCUUUAAUGAAGUUCCACUACACACUGCGGAAGCUGCGAUUGGACGACACUGAGUAUGUACUGAUGCAGGCCAUCUCCCUGUUUUCUCCAGACCGGCCAGGUGUGACUGACCAGGGGACCAUUGACAGACACCAGGAAAUGGUUGCCUUGAUGCUGAAGACGUACAUUGAGUCCAAGAGGAUGUCCACAGAUAAGCGCCUGCUGUUCCCCAAGAUCGUGGCAUGUCUGACAGAGCUGAGGUCCAUGAACGAGGAGUACACCAAGCAGGUGCUCGAGAUCCAGGACAUCCAGCCCGACGUCUCUCCACUUAUCUUGGAGGUGGUCAGUAAGGACCCAUAGCACCAACCUACAUGAGCAGCACCAUCAGCAAAGCACAAGACACAAACUGGAAGAGGGGUUGGGUAAUAAAAACCCAGUCAAAGCCAUCAUUCAUGCUGACAGAAAGCAAACAGCCAUAACACUUUUGGUCCAGAACACGUCGCACGUGUGUGUGUGUGUGUGUGUAACCUGCACCUGGCAGUGUGAUAAGGGCAGUGGUGCUUGUGUUCAUCUUCGUAUAUAUUUUAUUUGAUGUUGUGUUUUGGCUGAAUGUAAUGUUAUUUUUUUUUGUAAUCUAUUAUGCACGUAUUUAAUUUCUCACUUAAAAUACCACGUACAAAAUGAAUGUUUCCAUUGGCAGGACUCCAGGUGAGAAAGGCUAUUAGCUAGGCAGAAAUCACUUUUGUUGAUUUCCAAUUCACGAUUGUGCUGCUGUUUUUUGUAAAAACAUUUUGGAUCGUACCACGUACGUCACGGGGGGAGGGAGCAGAGGUCCUUACCAUUCAAAGUGCCUCAGCCAAACUGGGAGUCUGGUGGCUUCCAAUAUUCUGCACUGCUUACUUUCAGUUUCACACACGAGGCACAGCACAGCAGUAGGUGUACAUUUGUGUACGAUGGCACUGGUCACCUUUCCUACCAGAUCCAUUCUCUGUGCUGCUAACACAACAGUCAGGUUGAUUGGAGACCAGCCUCCACCUUUAAAAGGGCCUCUCUCACAGACAGACACCUUCAGACCAAAAAAUAAUCUACUGACUUCGAGACAUAGGUUACGUACCAUUCAACAGGGCAGGGCUAGGAAUGAGAGUUGGACCAGCAACCUUAAUCACAACUCUAGUUCCUUAACCACUACGCCCCCAUGUGCUGAGCCACUUCAUCUGACACUAACACUUACCUAUGAAUGCAAAUCUAAAGGCCAGCUUCAUAUUUCAUAUAGCAUUAGGCUAGCUCACAGCCUUCAUCUUUGGCAGGAAAUGUGCAUAUAUGUGCUUGAAAUGCUUAUUUUGUGUCGGUGAAGACGGGUUUUGUAGAAGACACUGUCUUUCAGGUUCGGUAGUAGAUAUGGGGCAAGUUUGAACAGAAGCAGACGAUCCGCUUAGGUGCCUAAAAUCAUUCAUGUCCUUGCAGAAACCAAAACUUUGCACAUCAUGUCCUCACUUCCUCCACCCCCCCAUACACAAAUAUCCCCACUACCAGGGAGCAGGGGUGGGGUGGGUCAUAAUUAUCUAAAAUACACACUAAAUGCAGUACAUCCAUCUUUCUGUGGUUGUGUCAUGUCACUCAGGGUUUAAAUCGGCACUCGCUCAGUUAAGGCCCUGCUGUCUGUAGCUGCUUUCAAACUGCUGUGCUCGUUUCUUCUUGUGGCUAUUGAGCUGCUUUACUGUGACUGUUCCCACACCCAUCUCUGCCGUGUGAAGUCUAUUAAAAAUAGCCUUAAAGUGUU
This is a messenger RNA of Paramormyrops kingsleyae, 3472 nucleotides long. RefSeq names its product nuclear receptor subfamily 1, group I, member 2 (gene nr1i2). Gene Ontology annotation, biological process: positive regulation of transcription by RNA polymerase II; negative regulation of transcription by RNA polymerase II; cell differentiation. Gene Ontology annotation, cellular component: nucleus. NCBI's taxonomy places the organism in Eukaryota, Metazoa, Chordata, Actinopteri, Osteoglossiformes, Mormyridae. Gene Ontology annotation, molecular function: zinc ion binding; RNA polymerase II cis-regulatory region sequence-specific DNA binding; nuclear receptor activity. The record is from RefSeq and is a predicted model, not a curated record.